Camarhynchus parvulus is the source of this 792-nucleotide messenger RNA. RefSeq names its product histone H4. The record is from RefSeq and is a predicted model, not a curated record. Gene Ontology annotation, biological process: nucleosome assembly. Gene Ontology annotation, cellular component: nucleosome. The transcript has a single exon. NCBI's taxonomy places the organism in Eukaryota, Metazoa, Chordata, Aves, Passeriformes, Thraupidae. Gene Ontology annotation, molecular function: structural constituent of chromatin; protein heterodimerization activity; DNA binding. Bases 44 to 355 code for a protein of 103 amino acids.
UCACACCGGCUGCAUCGGAAGCGACAGCACCGGGGCUCUCAUCAUGUCUGGCCGGGGCAAGGGCGGCAAGGGGCUCGGCAAGGGCGGCGCCAAGCGCCACCGCAAGGUGCUGCGCGACAACAUCCAGGGCAUCACCAAGCCGGCCAUCCGCCGCCUGGCUCGGCGCGGCGGCGUCAAGCGCAUCUCGGGGCUCAUCUACGAGGAGACGCGCGGCGUGCUCAAGGUCUUCCUGGAGAACGUCAUCCGCGACGCCGUCACCUACACGGAGCACGCCAAGAGGAAGACGGUCACGGCCAUGGACGUGGUCUACGCCCUCAAGCGCCAGGGUCGCACUCUCUACGGCUUCGGCGGUUAAAGCCUCGCAUUCCUCCUGGACCACCGUGACAAAAACCCCAAAGGCUCUUUUAAGAGCCACCCACGAAUUUCUUAAAAAGAGCUGUAUUACAAUGUUACAAGACCUAAAAGGAACAGCGAUACUAUUUUUAAAUCUUUCAUAAACUGUUAACGCAAUGCUACAAAUGUUUCUGAGAGCUCUCAAAUGUGAAAGUUCGCUGUUAACAGGGAAUUUGUCUUUGCUAUAUGAGGUGGUUCUUUUGUGUUCUAAAUUCUCUGAAAAAUCGCUUCAAAUACUCUUAAAUUAAAUGUGUAUUUUCGCAAUGUCCGCCGAUUUAAACAAUUAUGUAAAAUGUUAUUCCAAAUCUCGAUUUUUUAAAAUAUUGUAUUGGACUAAGUAUUGAGCACUUUGUAUCAGUGUUUCGACUACGGAAAAAUUGGAAAGUUGCCCUGAAGUGA